Molecule: messenger RNA, 279 nt
Organism: Mycotypha africana
Lineage: Eukaryota; Fungi; Mucoromycota; Mucoromycetes; Mucorales; Mycotyphaceae
Exons: 3
Coding region: 1-279 (92 amino acids)
Cellular component (GO): trans-Golgi network
Source: RefSeq, a predicted model, not a curated record
AUGGCAGAGCCAUCAUUUGAGGAAUUAGAUGCAACCACUGAAAAUACUGAGAGAGAAGAGCUCAUCAGACGAGUGCUUGAUUUACAGUCGCAAUUGAAAGUAAUGCUAUCUCGGGUAGACAGCGCACGAAAUGAUUAUAAAUCUCUUUCAACGGAAAAUCAGCUAUUACAAAAGUAUAUAAAUAACUCUCUUACAUCAACUGCUGUGUUUGGAGCGACAAACGGAGCGAUUAAUUCUAACAACUUGAGCUUACAUUCACCUGGAAAUUCACCACGCUAA